CCCAGAGAGUGCGUGAGUGGCACCACAAGCCCAUUGAGCCUGCUGGCCAAAAACAUCUUGCUGCUCCCUUUGUCUCCCCCCAUCCGUCUUCUUCCAUCCUCAACAAACACUCUGCUCUUCGCAUCACAACAUUCGGGACCGCGUUCUCGAGAUUUCCUACUGCACACACCACCCUCAAUCCCAGGUGCGUAUGUGUUAUAUCCCAAUUGCUCUGCCCCUCCCUUCUGGACGACCCCUCGAUGCUCGCACGCCCUCAGUUUGCAAAGGCGUACGAGUUGCCCCUCCACAGCUCAGCUGGCCGCUCAACAGCCCCCCGCCACGGCUUGCAGCUCUCGUGUGAGGCAUAUCGUGAGCACACCACCGGCUACCCGCCGAUUGAGUCGCUGCAGUAUGGCUACUACGGACCUUUUGUCGUUGACGCUGCGCAUUGCGUGGCCACACGCCUCAGAGCUUGACCCCGCCAGCUUGUGUCUCACGACGAGUCGAGCGGUGCUGCUCCUGCCCGCCACCGCGCCUGCUGCUGGUGCUGUCGUUGCCACUGACGCUGCUGCCCCGCCCCCACUAUCCCACCUCACCGCAACCCUCUGCGCUCUGGCCGCCUGGGCUCGCUGCCAAAACAACGGAAUGCUGACGUCGAGCUCCAGAAUCUGCCCACCGCCUUGAUAGCGACAGUUGUACAAGAUGGCCAUCACCAAGGUCCACGCUCGCUCCGUCUACGACUCCCGCGGUAACCCGACCGUGGAGGUUGACAUCGUUACCGAGACUGGCCUGCACCGCGCCAUUGUCCCGUCCGGCGCCUCUACCGGCCAGCACGAGGCAUGUGAGCUCCGCGACGGCGACAAGUCCAAGUGGGGCGGCAAGGGCGUCACCAAGGCCGUUGACAACGUCAACUCCAUCAUUGGCCCUGCCCUGAUCAAGGAGAACCUCGACGUCAAGGACCAGUCCAAGGUCGACUCUUUCCUCAACGGGCUCGAUGGCACCUCCAACAAGACCAAGCUCGGCGCCAACGCCAUCCUCGGCGUCAGCCUGGCCAUCGCCAAGGCUGGUGCUGCUGAGAAGGGUGUCCCUCUGUACGCCCAUAUCUCGGACCUCGCGGGCACCAAGAAGCCCUACGUCCUGCCCGUUCCCUUCAUGAACGUCCUCAAUGGCGGUUCCCACGCCGGUGGCCGCCUUGCCUUCCAGGAGUUCAUGAUCGUCCCCAGCGCGGCCCCCUCCUUCUCCGAGGCCAUGCGCCAGGGUGCCGAGGUCUACCAGCAGCUGAAGAGCCUGGCCAAGAAGAAGUACGGCCAGUCUGCCGGCAACGUUGGCGACGAGGGCGGUGUCGCCCCCGAUAUCCAGACCGCCGCCGAGGCUCUGGACCUCAUCACUGAGGCCAUUGAGAAGGCCGGCUACACUGGCAAGAUGAACAUUGCCAUGGACGUCGCCUCAAGCGAAUUCUACAAGGAGAAGGAGAAGAAGUACGACCUCGACUUCAAGAACCCCGACAGCGACCCCACCAAGUGGAUCACCUACGAGGAGCUCGCUGCCAUGUACUCGGACCUCUGCAAGAAGUACCCCAUCGUCUCCAUUGAGGACCCCUUCGCCGAGGACGACUGGGAGGCGUGGAGCUACUUCUACAAGUCGGAGAACAUCCAGAUUGUCGGUGACGACCUGACGGUCACCAACCCCCUCCGCAUCAAGAAGGCCAUCGAGCUCAAGGCCUGCAACGCCCUGCUGCUCAAGGUCAACCAGAUCGGCACCCUGACCGAGUCGAUCCAGGCCGCCAAGGACUCGUACGCCGACGGCUGGGGUGUCAUGGUGUCUCACCGCUCCGGCGAGACUGAGGACGUUACCAUUGCCGACAUCGUCGUGGGCAUCCGAUCUGGCGAGAUCAAGACGGGUGCUCCCUGCCGCUCUGAGCGCCUGGCCAAGCUCAACCAGAUCCUCCGCAUCGAGGAGGAGCUGGGCGACCAGGCCGUCUACGCCGGCGCCAACUUCCGCACGUCGGUCAACCUGUAGAGGGUGCUACUCAUGUUUUGAGCAGCGUGGAUGUAGCUGGCGCUUGCAAGGUUCGCUCCGAGGCCUGCGAGGGGCGUGCCUUUGAAAAGAAGCAAAAGGAAACCCGGGAUUUGGCCUACGUAGAUAGAAGAACGUCGCAGCUAGUAGGGACACUGCAGAUGAAGCGAUGAACAAAAGUGAAAUUUAAGCAAGAUGAUUGCAUUGCUGCCGACUGGUGAUCCAUCUGAGCAAUUCAUCAGAGACGAGGACGAAGUAGCGCGGGCAGGCUGCGCA
Purpureocillium takamizusanense is the source of this 2271-nucleotide messenger RNA. It is a transcript of the gene ENO1, whose product is annotated as Phosphopyruvate hydratase. Gene Ontology annotation, cellular component: phosphopyruvate hydratase complex. Gene Ontology annotation, biological process: glycolytic process. Lineage: Eukaryota; Fungi; Ascomycota; Sordariomycetes; Hypocreales; Ophiocordycipitaceae. The transcript has 4 exons. Gene Ontology annotation, molecular function: phosphopyruvate hydratase activity; magnesium ion binding. The record is from RefSeq and is a predicted model, not a curated record. The coding region runs from base 682 to 1998 and encodes 438 amino acids.